CAAAUGUUAAAAAAAUAAUAAAUCCAUUACAAUGACUGCCCCUAGUGUUAGUUUAAUCGUUUUAUUUGUUUUUUGUCUGAGUGAAGCAAUAGGAAAUGUGAUAGUUGAAACUAAAUCGGGAAAGAUAUCUGGUUUAGAAGUGAAAUCAAUAUUUCCCGGUGAAAAAUAUUAUUCAUUUUUGAGUAUACCAUAUGCUGAACCGUCCAUUGGAGAUUUAAGAUUUAAGGCACCAGUGCCUCAUCCAGGAUGGGAAGAUGUUUUGGAAGCAAAAAAAUUGCAAAAAUCUUGCGCACAGUUGAAUUCACCACAAAGAAGAAUUAAACGUUACGGAUUUACUGGCGAUGAAGAUUGUUUACAUUUAAGCAUACACACGCCAAAACUGCCAAGCAGUGAAAAUGCAUUGCCAGUUAUAGUAUUUCUGUACAACGAAAAUUUUAAGAUAUCAUAUAAUGCUAGUAAAGAAUAUGGAAAUGACUUUUUCAUGAAAGAAGAAGUUAUUAUAGUUACACUUAAUCACAGACUAGGAUCCUUAGGAUUCGUAUCAUUUGAAGAUGAAAUACUUCCUGGUAACAACGGUAUAAGGGAUGUAAUAUUGGCUCUUAAAUGGAUUAAAGAUAACAUUAAUAACUUUGGUGGCGAUCCAUCAAAAAUAACUCUAAUGGGUAAUUAUGGUGGAGGAGUGAUCGUAGAUAUAUUGUUGCAUUCGCCUAAAGCGAAAGGUUUAUUUAGUGCAGCUGUAAUGCAAAGUCAGACUUCUUUCCAUCCAUUAUACUUUCCUAAUAAUCCGAAAAAAAGAGCAAUUGCUCUCGCGGAUCAACUGAAUGAAAAGGUUACAACAAGUGAAUUAUUUCUCCAACGGAUGUCUAGCAUACCAGCAAUAAAAUUAACAAGUGCAGAUGCAUUAUCACAAGACGCUGAUGAAGGUAGUAUAUUUCAAAGAGGUACCGUACAAUUUGGUCCUGUUUUAGAAAUCAAACAUGACGAUGCGAUAAUCACCGAGUUUCCAGAAAACAGUACUGUUCCGGUGUCGGUACCAGUGAUGAUCGGUUUUAAUUCCAGAGAAGCGAUAGAAUUGAGUGAACGCUUCUUACACGUGCCUGAACACCUUAGUCGUAUCAUCAGAGAUAUCCAUUUAACUUUUCCGCGCAGAGUCAACUACCGUUUCAAAGUAGAUGAUAACAUAUACCUUAAAGCGAAUAAAGACAUUAGAAAAUUUUAUUUUGACAAAGCCUCCGGAAUAAGCAAUAAACAAGGCGAGUUUAUGAAUUUAGUUGGGGACAUGAUGGUUUUUUAUCCCAUAGAUUAUACUAUACGUAAAUAUACGAGCAAUGCUGAUGCACCUGUUUACUACUACAUGUUUGACUAUAGCGGUGAAUUAAACUUCCGAAAAAAGAAAGUUUUAGAAGAAGCGAGAUCUCUAGAUGGUACGUGGGGAGCAUCUAUCGGCGAUGAAUUGUGUUAUCUAUUUGUUUGCCAGAAACACAGAAAAGUUUACAAGAAAUUAUUGGAAUCUAAGGACUCCGAAGAAAUUAAAGUGAUAUGGACAAUGGUCAAACUAUUUACUGAUUUUGCUAAAACUAGAAAUCCUACACCUCCUGGCAGUGACUUUACUUGGAUACCAGCUACUAAAGAUGAUCGAGAGUGUUUAAUAAUAAGCGAUAAAUUAAAGAUGCAGCCGAAUUUAUACCGAGACAAAGUAACAUUUUGGGACGAUUUCAUUGAAAAAUAUGAGAAACUAGCGGUAGACGGUGUAGUGAAAGACAUAAAGGAUGAAUUAUAAAUACAUAAUUAUAACAAUUUACGAGUACAAGAUCUUUUUAUUACAAAAUAUUGUUAAAAGACGUAUAUUCUUUUGAACCCAGGCCUCAUAAGAACGUCCUUGUAUUUAUAAUGUAUACCGGCAACCGCCUACAACAACUAAGAUAUUAAAUCGGUUGAUAUGUCCAUAUAAUAAUAAAUCUCUUAGAUUUAAGUGUAGUUUAAACUUUUA
Molecule: messenger RNA, 1990 nt
Organism: Bicyclus anynana (squinting bush brown)
Lineage: Eukaryota; Metazoa; Arthropoda; Insecta; Lepidoptera; Nymphalidae
Product: esterase E4-like
Exons: 3
Coding region: 32-1780 (582 amino acids)
Source: RefSeq, a predicted model, not a curated record